Lactuca sativa (garden lettuce) is the source of this 1145-nucleotide messenger RNA. RefSeq names its product eugenol synthase 1. Gene Ontology annotation, molecular function: oxidoreductase activity. NCBI's taxonomy places the organism in Eukaryota, Viridiplantae, Streptophyta, Magnoliopsida, Asterales, Asteraceae. The record is from RefSeq and is a predicted model, not a curated record.
ACUAAUCGAGUCCACCACUACCAACUCCUCUUCACCGGAGAAACAAUUUUCACCAGAAAAAAAAAUAGUAAUAAAAGAAAAAAACAAAUGGCAACAGAAAUCAGCAAGAUUCUGGUCAUCGGUGGAACUGGGUACAUCGGAAAAUUCGUGGUCGACGCUAGUGCAAAGGCCGGCCACCCAACCUCCGUUCUGGUUCGAGAAUCCACGGUGGCGGACCCUGUGAAGGGUAAGCUUGUUCAGAGCUUCAAGAACUCCGGCGUCACUCUUGUUUACGGUGAUCUGAACGAUCAUGAAAGCUUGGUGAACGCGAUUAAACAGGUAGAUGUGGUGAUAUCAACCGUCGGUAAUAUGCAAAUACCAGAUCAAACCAAAAUCAUUGCCGCCAUUAAAGAAGCUGGAAAUGUUAAGAGGUUUUUCCCAUCGGAGUUUGGGGUAGAUGUGGAUCGUCAAAAUGCAGUUGAGCCGGCGAGUUCCACAUUUGCAGGGAAAGUGCAGAUCCGUAGAGCGAUUGAGGCCGCAGGGAUUCCGUUCACGUACGUCGCUUCCGGCUGCUUCGCCGGCUACUUCCUGCCGACGAUGGUUCAGGCCGGAGCCACCGCUCCUCCGAGAGAUAAAGUAACCAUCCUUGGCGAUGGAAGUCCCAAAGUUAUUUACAACGAAGAACAUGACAUUGGUACCUACACAAUCAAAGCUGUGGAUGACCCCAGAACAUUAAACAAAAUUCUUUACAUUAAACCCUCCAAAAACACACUCUCUUUCAAUGAUCUUGUUUCCCUAUGGGAGAAGAAGAUCGGCAAAUCCUUGGAAAAAGAUUAUGUUCCCGAGGAACAAGUUCUCAAGCUUAUUCAAGAGUCUGGAUUUCCGAUUAAUAUCUUCUUAGCGAUCAACCACUCGAUCUUUGUAAAGGGAGAUCUUGACAACUUUGAGAUAGAGCCGUCAUUUGGUGUUGAGGCUUCUGAGCUAUACCCGGAUGUGAAAUACACUACCGUUGAGGAAUACCUUGAUCAAUUUGUUUGAUUUGACCAAAUUUUCUAUAUGAUCGCGGUUUGGUUUGUAUUAUAGUGUUGUAUUGCGUGUUUUUAUAAUAGAAGUGUUUGAUCAAUAUGAUAUUUUGUGGAAUAAAUUUUGGGUCGUUGAUUAUCGAA